Messenger RNA from Myripristis murdjan (pinecone soldierfish), 5809 nucleotides. Its product is annotated as band 4.1-like protein 1. Gene Ontology annotation, cellular component: cytoskeleton; plasma membrane. Gene Ontology annotation, molecular function: actin binding; structural molecule activity. Gene Ontology annotation, biological process: actomyosin structure organization; cortical actin cytoskeleton organization. The coding region runs from base 220 to 2874 and encodes 884 amino acids. The transcript is spliced from 24 exons. Lineage: Eukaryota; Metazoa; Chordata; Actinopteri; Holocentriformes; Holocentridae. The record is from RefSeq and is a predicted model, not a curated record.
UCCAGCGGCAAACACCGACACACUCCCUAUCCCUCAAACAGGGGAAUAAAGACGGAGCGGCGGCAGGAGCAGGACUGACUCCCCGGUGCGCAACAUCCAUGGUCCUCACCUGGAUGUCUGUUUGACAGGAGGGUUGGUGUUACAACAGUGCCAAGCCCUUAGUCGGAGUUGAAGAAAGCAAAAGAGGAGUCCUCCCAGAAGACAGGGGCGGCAGCAGGCAUGCAGGACUCUGCCUCGGACAGCAAGAUGGCCAAACAGGAACAGAACUCCAAGCAUCUAGACGAACACAGAGAAACAGAUGACAUGUCUGAGAAGACCUCGCCAAACAAGAAUCUCAAAUCUCCCCAGAAAGGCUCCAAACGUCUUAAAACCGCUCCCUUCAAGGUGACCCUACUGGACUCCUCCGAGUAUGAGGGAGAAAUUGAGAAACACUCCAAAGGACAGACCCUGAUGGACAUGGUGUGUGAACACCUGAACCUACUGGAGAAGGACUACUUCGGUCUGACCUUUUCCGACACAGACACGCAGAAGAACUGGUUGGACCCCUCCAAGGAAAUCAAGAAGCAGAUGCGCAACUCUCCAUGGCUCUUCGCUUUUGCUGUCAAGUUCUACCCUCCAGACCCGUCACAGCUCACUGAGGAUAUCACCAGAUACUACCUGUGUCUGCAGCUGAGGGAUGACAUGCUGUCAGGUCGGCUGCCAUGCUCGUUCGUCACUCACGCCCUCUUGGGCUCCUACGCCGUUCAAGCCGAGCUCGGAGACUACGACCACGAUGACCACGGCUCCGACUACGUCAGCGAUUUCCACUUUGCCCCCAACCAGACUCGCGAGCUGGAGGAGAGGGUGAUGGAGCUCCAUCGAAACUACAAGGGUAUGACUCCAGCAGAGGCUGAAAUUAACUUCCUGGAGAAUGCUAAGAAACUGUCCAUGUAUGGGGUGGACCUUCAUCACGCAAAGGAUUCUGAAGGGAUUGAUAUAAUGCUGGGUGUCUGCGCCAAUGGCCUACUCAUUUACCGUGAUAGGCUUAGGAUCAACCGCUUUGCCUGGCCAAAGAUCCUCAAGAUAUCUUACAAGAGGAGCAAUUUCUACAUCAAGAUCCGUCCUGGAGAGUAUGAGCAGUUUGAAAGCACUAUCGGUUUUAAGCUUCCCAACCACAGAGCUGCCAAGAGACUGUGGAAGGUCUGCAUUGAGCAUCACACCUUCUUCAGGUUGGUGUCUCCAGAGCCUCCUCCUAAGGGCUUCCUUGUGAUGGGCUCAAAGUUUCGCUACAGUGGAAGGACGCAGGCCCAAACAAGGCAAGCUAGCGCUCUCAUAGACCGGCCAGCCCCGCACUUUGAGCGCUCCACCAGCAAGAGGUACCUGCUAUCUCGAAGCUUGGACGGAGCAGAAUUUUCACGACCGGUAUCGGCCAUGUGUGAGAACCACGAUGGCCUGUCCCACCGCAGCAUCAGCGAACAGCCUCGCCUCUGCAGCCCCUCUGUGGAUGACCAAGAAACUGAGCUUGAGCCCAGUUUGGACCAGGACCAGGACGAGGAGGACCAGGACCAAGAGCAGGUCCAGGAGAGGGAGCAAGACAAGGAGCAGGAUGGUCUCAUUACCCCCAGCAAAAAGAAAGAAAUCAAGGAGGAGGCUGGGUCACCGGUUGACAGUAAACAGGAGUUUUUGGAUAAGUCACAGGACGUCUUGCUGAAGCACCAGGCCAGUAUCAAUGAGUUGAAGAGAGCACUGAGGGAGCCGAACAGCAAGCUGAUGAACCGUGAGAAGCGUCUGUCAGGGACUUCCCCGGGUGGCACACCUGAGAAGAAGGCAUUGGUGGGCCGAGCAGUGGGAAAAGACCCUGUCAACAGCCUGUCUGUUGAGGGUUUCAUCCAGAAGACUUUGGUGACUUCACCUGAGGAGCCUCUCUCCACUCCUGCCAUUUAUGAAGAGCCGUUGGCUGAUGUCAAGAAGGAGCUCAGGGAGAGGCAGCCUCAGCUGAGCGCGGCCUCCGAGGAGGACCAGGAGCGAGGCACUGUGGCCUCCAUGAGGGAACCCCACUUGGGCAUCGAGCGCAAGUGCUCCAGCAUGACGGUCAGCUCCACGUCCAGCCUUGAGGCCGAGGUUGACUUCACCGUCAUCAUGGACCUCCACUCCGGCGCCGAAGACUUCUCCAAGGGCGUGUCUGAGCUGGGAGAGAGGGAGCAGCAGCCAGACGUGGGCCGGGAGGAUUUUGAGGAGAUGUCCAGGUUCUACUCUGCCCGUCUAAUGGGCUCCCAUGACAAGUCUCCCAUAGAUGAAAGGCUUCCUGAGGAGCGAACACACCAUGAGCCGCCGGUGGCAAAGAAAGACCCCACUGCUGUGAGCAUGGCCCACAUGCUGAAGAAGGCUGACACCAAGGUGGAGACGCACACCAACGGAUCGGAGGUCCACUCCAACGUCAUGAAUGCCUCACCGCAGCAAACGGAGGAUGACGUCAACUGUGGGGAGACAAAGGUCUCCGGCACUGACGUAACUCCGCCAGCAGAGGGAGACAUGAACUACGGCGUUGUCAGCCGGAGGGAGGCCCCUGCUGCUGUAAAAGAAAAUGGCUCACCUGUUAAAGCAGGCACCCUGGGGAGGGAGACAGUUGUUUCCCCGCUGACUGUCACCGCUGAGAACGUCACCUCAGCAACCACGACUCAAGUUACCAAGACUGUGAAAGGAGGCUACUCUGAGACCAGAAUCGAGAAGCGGAUCAUCAUUACAGGAGACGAUGAUGUGGACCAGCAUCAGGCUCUUGCUAUGGCAAUCCAGGAGGCGAAGCAGCAGCACCCCGACAUGCUGGUGACAAAAGCCGUGGUUAUCAGGGAAACAGAGUCUCCCACUGAGGAGCAGCAGCGGAAAUCAGAGUCCUGAUUGGUCGUGGUGGCUCCUGAGACGGGGGAGAGGAGAAAAACCUCCAGCUGUCUGUCUCCUGCCCCGCCCUGCAGUACGCCACCGACCCAAUGAGAGGACUUCCUUCCUUUACGCCGACACGAAAGAAGACUGCGUUCGACGAUGCAGUAGACCUCCACUCCGGUCCCUUUAGCCAAACCAACUGUGACUCAGCCUCCGACUCGACCUAGCCUCCCGUCCCGUCCCAUCCCAUCCCAUCCCAGACCUCCACCUCCCGUGGAGUAGGAGCACACCUUUAUUUUCUUGGAGUAUUUACCGUUUGGUCCAUAGAGUGCUACUAAGUGGAGUGAUGCAAGGUCAAAGUUGCUAUAAGUAUGUGCAUUUAUCCACGUGACAGUUAGAGAUCUGCUGUAGACAGACACGGCUGCUGUUUCAUUCUCCUCUGACGGACUUUGUCUAAAUCUUUAAUUGCGUAUUGUUUAAUUUAACACACUUUGCCUCCUUUGAACUCUGGGGUUCAAAUGAAUUAUGAGUUUUGAUGAUGUAAUUCUUUCCAAGGUGGAGCCAGUUGACGAAACUCCUGUCCCCCAUCACCGCUCAUGCGCCUACACACACACACACACACACACACACAUAGAUCAGCACUCCUGCAGGAAGUCAACACUGUUCCCCUCACACAUGGCUUUCCAUCGUACGAUGCACCGUGUGCUGCCGUCGUACAUGAAAAACGACUUGAGUGCAGCGGAGGGUGGAGUCAAAUGGAGCGGGAUGGGGGGGGGCGAGGGGUUCGGGGUGGGGGGUAGGGAGUUUGGGGGGGGGGGCGGAGCCAGCCUUUAAUGCUUGUUGUCACCUCCUGGCGUGACACCUUCCGUAUAAUCAACAGCUGUCUUAUUAGCUUUUUACAUUUUUAACAGUUAUAGAGGAUCUAAUUUAUGUCCAGUGUUUGCUUGUUUAUGAAAUAUGUAUCAUACUAGAUGAUUAUAAUCUGCAUGAUUCAAUACAGAAAAUAGCCGAGGGAAUGAAAAAUACACCGCGGACACGUCCGGGCCACGCGCCUGAAAUACAUAAGGCAGCGCAGAGGUGAACGGACUGAAAAACUGCGUGUGGAUCGCUGGGCCGAUGAUGGACGCGUUACGGAUGUUGACAGACUUUCCCAGAGAAGUCAACUGACGACCAAUAGGAGACAGUUUGUACGUGACUUCAGUGGACAGCAUCAGCUUGAACUCUGCUUAGUCCCAGUCUCCAAUGUUACAACCAUCACUGUCCUCGUCCCAGUUUCCCCUCACAGUUGCUGUUUUAUUUUCUGUUUUAUUUUGUGGCAUCAUCCUUAAAAAAAAAAAAAAAAAAUGCUGGUCACAUGUUUUCGGCACAAUUUUAGAGCAAAUUUAAUAUAAAUAAUGUUUUAUCUAAUACGUUUCAGAUGUGCUAUGUUUUUACUUUUUCUUACUUGAUUUUUUUUUCUCCAUCAUAAAACAGAAUCCAUGUGUUAUUCAUGCGAUCUUGGGCAAUUUAGUCUACAUCUGUAAACAUGACCCAGUCUCUCUCAAGGUUGAGAGUUAAAUAAUUUCAUCUUGUGUAAAAAAGAAAAGCCUGGCGAGCGUGACUGGUCUUCUCCUGAGUAGCAGCUACAUCUUUUGAAAUGUUCAUGUACCUGCUGUUCUCUUUCACUUGGGAUCUUCAAAAAAGAAAAAAGAAAAAAAAAAAAAAAAACAGGCUGAAAGAUCUCACCUCAAACUAGAAAUUACAGCCCAGAAUCGUGAAUGUAUGAUGUAAUGAAGAGAAAUAAUCUGGAGCUGCUUCAUUGACAGUGAAUUGGAGUCCAACUCUUGGAUUUUUUUUUUUUUUUUUUCGUUAUUGGCUCACCUUUGUUUUCAAAUAUUAAACCGUGUUUCUGAAUCCUUAAAAUCAGCCUUAAAAAAAAAAAAAAAAAAAAAAAAAAAACCCUAAGGUAUUUCUUGAUGUUGUGUUCUCCAUUUUCUCUAUUUGUCAAGUUGUGCAGUUGAGAGUUGUGCAUGUUCAUUGACAUGGAUUGAAUUGUCCAAAACCACAAGGAUAACAUGGGAAUAUUUUGUUUUCUGUUGGAUUAACUCUUUUAAGUUAUGGUAUGAGUUUGUAUUUGUAUUUAUAGGAGUGGUGAAUGUGAGGCCUGUGCUUUUCCUCCCCUUGUUUCCUUUUCUCAUCCCCUUCCAGACAAAGCUGGUAUUCAUGGUGUGACAUAUUACAGCCCUGUCUCUAUCCACAAAACCCGCUGGCUCUCAAAUAUAUCCUGGAUAACCUUUAAUACUAUACUAUGCAUCACUUACCAUACAUAUGAAGCCCUCUGAUGGAGCCUGACUCAUGUUUGCAGUGUCGCUGUCAUUGUCGACUUUGUGCUACUGUUAAUCAAAGCAGUCAACCGCACUGCUUGUGAGAUUUGCAAUAAGCAGCCAUUUUCAUUAUCUGUCCUCUAAAGGGAGAAAACUGUGAACUCUCAUGCGUAUAGAAGCAUAACCAAAUCUUACAACACAGAGUAAGCGAUAUUUAAAGGAGCUCUCCGACACUUGUGAUCAUGGCUUUGUCCCCACCUUGUUGUCUAAACUCACCCCCCCACCCAGCCCUCAUCCCUCCCUCCCUAAGGUGGAAUAACUUUGAAAAUUGUCUACCUGCUGUCAAGUGUGUCUGUGGAAACUACAGAUUCCCUAACACGAAAAAAAAAGAAAAAAAAAAAGAUUUGUAUUUUUUUCUGCUCUAUUUUAUUUUAUCUGGUCAUAUGACACUGGAUUGUUGUGAAGGCACUUGCUUGCAACGAUAGCAGCACAUAUACUGUUUACUGUCGGGGAGAAACCCAAUGACCUAUCUUCGAUGUAGUAUUGGACAUGGUUCCCCACAGAAGAAAAAAAAAAAAAGACGAUCUGCUGUAGGCAUCAGGAAAGUACUGUAAGUGAUGUGGUGAGUUGAAGGGUGGAAGGCCUGUAAU